Paramuricea clavata is the source of this 315-nucleotide messenger RNA. NCBI's taxonomy places the organism in Eukaryota, Metazoa, Cnidaria, Anthozoa, Malacalcyonacea, Plexauridae. The record is from the annotation of a GenBank genome assembly.
AUGUCGAACACGAACAUGCAGCCCAAAACCUCCAUGAACUACGAGACCAAGGCAAAGUCGCUCGUGCCCUCACCACCGACAAAUUUGCCAACGGCUCCAACUGGCACUUCACCGGCCUCAACAUCAGAUUCAAAGACUGGAGAUUUAUCCAUUGUGCCCGCCUCAAUUGCUUACCAACCAACUCCAUCAAAAGUCGCUGGUCAGAUUGUUCCUCUUCCUGUCGCCAAUGCGAAGAAGAUGAGGCACUCCCCCACAUGCUUUGCCAUUGCCCAUCCAACAUGCCUGCCAUCACUACCUGCCACAAUAAGAUUGUAG